Molecule: messenger RNA, 2077 nt
Organism: Daphnia pulicaria
Lineage: Eukaryota; Metazoa; Arthropoda; Branchiopoda; Diplostraca; Daphniidae
Product: cholinesterase 1-like
Exons: 12
Coding region: 52-1830 (592 amino acids)
Source: RefSeq, a predicted model, not a curated record
AUAGAAUGCAUCAGUCAGAAGCUAUAGACUGCAGUAGUCACACGGGAAAUAAUGAAGUCGUCAUUUCUAAUACCCAUCGCGAUUCUUUUAGCCAGCCAUUAUAUGGCUCAAGUUUCGCCUCAAGUCAUCCUUGAAGUGCCUGGUUAUGGCGUUAUAAACGGAACGAUUGAAACUUCGACUUAUACGGAACGCACAUUUUACGCAUUCCGAAGCGUCUUUUACGCUGAAGAACCCACACCCGAGACCCGCUUUUUGCCACCCAUUCCAAAAGUACCCUAUCCUAUGGACGAGGUUCAGGAUACUACAAGCAAUAACGCAGGAUGUCCUCAGGCAGGAAUUGCCAAUGAAGACUGUCUUUCUCUGAAUGUUUUCACGCCGCAACUGCCCUCAGUAUCCACUACACCCCUUCCUGUUAUGGUUUGGAUCCACGGAGGAGGAUUUUCAGUUGGACAAGCUCUUGAAUACUUGCCUAAUAGAUUCAUGGAGCACGACUUCGUUUUCGUUGCGAUUCAAUACCGCCUCGGCCCACUUGGAUUCCUCUCCUUUGAUACCGAUGAUGUUCCAGGUAAUGCUGGUAUAUUUGAUCAAAUUGAGGCAUUACGUUGGGUCAACAAAUUCGUCGAGUACUUUGGUGGAGAUCCCAGUCAAAUCACUAUCGCAGGAGAAAGUGCUGGCGGCGCCGCUAUUUCGCUACUUCUAUUGGCACCGCAAGCAAGAGGACUAUUCCAGCGCGCUAUUAGUGAAAGUGGGUCUGUUUUGGCCGAAUGGGCACUUGAUCGCGAUGGAAGAGGAAAAGCAGCCUCUCUUACGAUUGCCGAAAUCGCUGGAUGUCCAGUAGAGCCUUACCAAGACUUACUCACAUGUGUCCAAAAUGUUGAUGCCAAAGUAUUGACACAGGCUUACCAGGACUACGCGUCAAACGACAUGUUGAACGGUGGUCUAGGCUUUAGUGGUUCGAAUCCGAUCAUUCAGGUUGCUGGAGCUCAGCGGAUCAUCGAAUCUGAUCCGCAUGAACUGUACAGUUCCGGGAAUUUUGCAACUGUUCCAACUAUGAUAGGUGCAAACAAGCAAGAGGGAUCUGUAGUGCUAGGACUUUUAUACAGCAGCUACUUGGUACCAAAUAAUUUGACUGAAGACGAAGAAUUUUUGGCUAAUGACUUGGUUCCAUUUCUUCUUACUGCCUUGCAUAUUGAUGAUCCAACUGGAGAAUUGGCUGCUCAACUGACCGACAAAUAUUUGGGAACUGCCGAAAUGGGAAAUUUUACAUCCAUGACACCAGGAUUAACGGAUAUGUGCAGCGUACUUUUCUUGAAAGGACCUUCGUACGAAAUAUCACAGCUUGUUUCUCAACACAAUCCUAACGCAUUUUUCUACUCUUUUGAGUACGAAGGAAGAAACUCGAUUUUUAAUUAUGUAUUUGCCGGAAAUCCUCCUCCUUUCCCCUCUGGUGUAGCCCAUGCUGACGAGUUGAUCUACCUCUUUAUUUUUCCGUUUGCAUCCGUUCCUCCGGGUCUCAAUAGAACUGAGGAAGAGCUUUCGAAGAAGAUGCUUCAAGUUUGGACGAAUUUCGUUAUUUAUGGUGAUCCCACUCCUGAUGGCGUACCACUUCUUGACGGCAUUCCAAAAUUUUUGACUUACAACACUGUCGAUGAAUAUUACACAGCCAUUGAUGAUGUUUGGAGAACUGAAUCGGACUACACAUUAACGUAUACUGUGACAGUGGAUGAGCUUAAUAAUCCUCCGGCCUAUAAAACGCGCAGCUCUUCUAGAAGGCGAUCUGGACGUUUCCAUCAAUCGCUGCCCACCAAAAACAACUAUCUUGGUUAUUAAAUUUCCCGCAAAUGCUUUGUCGUGCUUUGUUUUUGUUGAAUUGUGAAUUUUGGAGCACCUAUACAGUUUAAUUUUCCUUUUUACACUUUUUCUUGAUCAGGUAUAGGCCUAUAUGUACUUUUCAUUUUGCUUUUAGUCGUUUUAAAAAGAUUGUUAGUUGUUUAAAAAAAAUUGCCAUUAGGCGAUCAAUAAUCAUCAAUAUAUAUGUACAAUAACUGCAGAUGAUUUAAUAAAUUUAUGGGAAUAA